Protopterus annectens (West African lungfish) is the source of this 558-nucleotide messenger RNA. It is a transcript of the gene CENPX, whose product is annotated as centromere protein X. Gene Ontology annotation, molecular function: protein heterodimerization activity. The coding region runs from base 132 to 377 and encodes 81 amino acids. The transcript has 5 exons. Gene Ontology annotation, biological process: resolution of meiotic recombination intermediates; replication fork processing; DNA repair. The record is from RefSeq and is a predicted model, not a curated record. Lineage: Eukaryota; Metazoa; Chordata; Ceratodontiformes; Protopteridae. Gene Ontology annotation, cellular component: Fanconi anaemia nuclear complex; FANCM-MHF complex.
UAAAGAAGCACUAUAAUUAGUGAGAUUGACAGAGACAUUAACCAGUAAAUUCGCGUAGAGGUGUGGCUGAACGGUGUUUGGUGGUUAGAUUGUAGAGGUAAUUCUUUUCUAAAUAGUUAUCGUAUACUAACAUGGAGAGCGGGAAUGAAGGCGCCAAUUUUAAAAAGGAGACUGUGAGCAAAUUGAUGGCCAUGUAUUUUAAAGACAAGAAAACAAAAAUGUCUGGAGAUGCUGUACUUGCUAUGAGGGAGCUGCUGAGAGUUUUCGUUACAGAAGCCGCAGUACGUGCAGCUAGGCAGGCACAGUCAGAAAAUUCAGGUUUGGUGGACAUCGACCACUUUGAGAAAAUUUUGCCACAGUUGAUGCUGGAUUUUUAGAACAGAAUCAAGAUCGUGCAGAACUGGAAUGUGAUUCCUGUGGCCAGUGGUGGGUUUUAAUAGUUGGAAAUACAGAGGAAGACCUAUCUGAUAUUCAAAAAUCCCCUUGUGCAUAUUUGUGUUUUAGUGUUUUGUACUGUAAGUGUAAAUUGCUUGUAAAUAAAUAUUCCAUUUCAAAGUA